AUGGAGUGCAAGAAGUCCAACAAGAUCAGAGAAAUCGUCAGGCUGCAACAAAUCCUGAAGAAAUGGAGAAAGGUUGCCAACUCAUCCAAGCCCACCUCCAUCACCACCACCACCACCACCACCAUCACCGGUUCGCCUACAACCACCACCAACAGCAGCAGCGGCAGCAAGAGCAUAAAGUUCCUGAAGAGAACUCUGUCAUUGUCAGAGAGAAGCAGCAGCGACGAUGGCACAGUGCCGAAGGGUUACCUGGCGAUCAGCGUCGGGCUGGAGCAGAAGCGGUUCACGAUCCCGACGGAGUACCUGAGCCACCCUGCAUUCCACAUCCUGCUGAGGGAGGCAGAGGAGGAGUUCGGGUUCCAGCAGGCCGGGGUCCUGAGGAUCCCUUGCGAGGUCUCGGUGUUCGAGAGCGUGGUGAAGAUCGUCGAGGAGAAGAAAGGUGGUGCUGUCUACUUCACGCAGCAGCAGCAGGAUUGCAGGUUUGACUUUGAAGAUGGUGCAGCAGGAGGGUAUGGUUACUGUUCAUUGCCGGGGCAGCAGGGCAGUGCUCCGGCUCACCACCCUCAAAGCCCUAUGUGCAGAUGA
Linum tenue is the source of this 585-nucleotide messenger RNA. NCBI's taxonomy places the organism in Eukaryota, Viridiplantae, Streptophyta, Magnoliopsida, Malpighiales, Linaceae. The record is from the annotation of a GenBank genome assembly.